AUGGCAAACACUAGCACUACGGUGCCGGUUCAAGUGGAAAUUGCUAAAGACGAGGCAGAUCCACCAGGAUGGACUUCUCUAUUUGCAGCUACACUAGAACAGGAGGAAAUUGAUAGGGAAAUGCGAAAAUGGCGGAGUGCCCUAAUUGUGUAUGUAAUUGGGGAUACGCCUGGGUAUAAUUACAUGUCAAAAUUUGUCACUCAAACUUGGAAUAAAGUUGUUGAACCGGAAGUUUUCCUUCAUAAAGAAGGAUAUUAUGUGAUUAAAUUUCAAUCAGUUGAGGAUAUGAAUGAAAUAUUGUUCUCUGGACCUUAUACAAUCAAUAACAAGCCUAUGAUACUUAAGCAAUGGACUGUGAACUUUGAUCUUAGCAAGAAAUUUCCAACUAAAAUUCCUCUAUGGGUGACUUUGCCUCAUUUGCCUAUGAGUUGUUGGAGUUGUCAAUCUUUAAGCAAGAUUCCUAGCUUAAUUGGCAAGCCAUUAUAUGCUGAUGAAUGUACAUCGAAGCAGAGGAGGAUUUCCUGUGCUCAAAUAUUAGUGGAGAUUAACAUCACUAGGCCUUUACCAGAUAAGGUCUUGGUGAGUGAACCAAAUGGCACAACGUUUGAACAAGCUAUUUCAUACGACUGGAAGCCUGAAUAUUGCCCUAAAUGCUUGAAGAUUGGAAAUGAAUGGAGAUCAGAAGAUGGUGAUGGUAAUGCUGCUGCUAUAGAGGGACAAUUAGUUGUUACUGAAUAA
Lycium ferocissimum is the source of this 738-nucleotide messenger RNA. RefSeq lists its product as uncharacterized. NCBI's taxonomy places the organism in Eukaryota, Viridiplantae, Streptophyta, Magnoliopsida, Solanales, Solanaceae. The transcript has 3 exons. The record is from RefSeq and is a predicted model, not a curated record. Bases 1 to 738 code for a protein of 245 amino acids.